UAUUGCAAUUGUUUUUGCAGAAAAUCUCCCCAAUAUUACCUUUUACAUAUAUCUUGCGAUUUCUAAUUUCUGUGAAACAAUGAGUGGUUACGGUGUAGUUAUCGAUGGUAUGACAGCUACGAAGAAAGGCAAUAACGAUUCUAAUGCCUCGAAAGAAUCUGUCACAGAAGACGAGUUGCUGGUGAAAGGGUCUGUCACCCCGAAUGAUGUCCUAAGGCUGGGAAAAGUAACCGCCAAAUAUCUGUGUGGAAUGGACGCCAAUACGUACGGAGUUGACUUCACCCGCUUCAAGAUCCGGUGCAUGGAUACGGGUGUCGUUUUGUUUGAAAUUUCCAAGCCUUCUUCGGAUUAUGCGGUCCCGGCGAUCAACGUGGAUGAUGAUUUAGAAAGAGGAGCCUCUCAGGACAGGGAAUGCACUGCCGGGCGUUAUGUACGAUACCAGUUCACUCCAGAGUUCCUGAAGUUCCGACGCAUCGGUGCAACGGUUGAAUUUGCUGUGGGAGAUAAACCUGUCAACAACUUUCGGAUGAUCGAAAGGCAUUUUUUCCGAGACCGACUGUUGAAAACUUUCGAUUUUGAUUUCGGAUUUUGUAUUCCGAACUCCCGUAACUCAUGCGAACAUAUAUACGAGAUGCCCGAGCUGGAUAAAAAUUUGAUGCAAGAAAUGAUUGCGAGCCCGUUUGAAACAAGAAGCGACAGUUUCUACUUCGUGGGAAAUGAAUUGAUAAUGCACAACAAAGCGGACUACGCAUACAAUGGCGGAGCUAAUAUUGCCGGCCCAAAGCAUGCUCUUGAUUAGGUUCGCUUUGCGAGCGAAGUUCUGUCCUUUCACCAGAUUUUUCGUUGGACAGAAUCUUCAAUCGAUCCACAACUAUCUUAAGUCAAAUUGUGUGAUGAAAAACACGGAUUACAUGUCUUUUUUUCCUAGAUGUGACCUUUUAAUUUGCGGAAAUGAAGAAAUUGAAUGAAACCUUGUGAUUGCACGUGGUAAAGAUUUGUGUAGCUGUCUCCCGGUGCUUGCUCAGAUUGCCAUGAGUGGAUGUAUUUUUAAAGUUUUGAGAAACAAUCACGUUUUGGAAUUGGUUAAUUUGGAAAUGGUUUUUGUUUAUGCCACGUCAGUAUUCAUUUCAAGUGAGCACAUGCGAUUUCGAAUCUCUUUUUUUGUUAUAUAUCUGCGCGCGUUGAAUCGGAGGCGUGCCUUGCGGAUUUUUGUUUUGCUAUUGAAGGACUGAGCGCCGUGACCAACUACACUGAUGAGUGAUCGACGUUGUAUAUGUGUUGAUCGUUGGGAAUUUGUGAACAUUCGGCACAUUUGUACUGCAUUAAAGUUCACGGUGCACUCUGCUGAAA
Notodromas monacha is the source of this 1350-nucleotide messenger RNA. Lineage: Eukaryota; Metazoa; Arthropoda; Ostracoda; Podocopida; Cyprididae. The record is from the annotation of a GenBank genome assembly.